GGGGCGGAGUCAGCUCUCCGGGUCCUUCCCGAGCUCACCGCCCGCCUGACGGAGACGCCUUCGACCGAGAGAGGUGGGAUGAAAACAGGACAUUCUUAAGGACUAUCCCAUCGCCAACCACCGCUUUUCUUUGUUUUAUAUAUCGAGAAGACACCAGAAAACCGAGGACAGGAUGGGGGUCUACGAGGAGAAGAAGGAACCGUGCGGAACCAUCUGCCUGAAAUACCUGCUGUUCAGUUUCAACUUCCUCUUCUGGUUGGCAGGCGGCGGCGUGAUGGCGGUGGGCAUCUGGACCUUGGUGGAGAAGAGCGACUACAUCAGCCUGCUCUCCUCCAAGACCUACGCCGCCUCCGCCUACAUCCUGGUCCUGGCUGGAGCCAUCGUCAUGGUAACAGGCGUGCUGGGCUGCUGUGCCACCUUCAAGGAGCAGAGGAGGCUGCUGCGGGUGUACUUCGUCCUGCUGCUGUGCAUCUUCCUGCUGGAGAUCCUGUCCGGCAUCCUGGCCUACAUCUACUAUCAGCAGUUGAACGAGGAGCUGAAGCAGAACCUCAGAGAGACGAUGACCCAGAAGUACGAGCAGAGCUCCCACGAACACGUCACCCGGGCCGUGGACAAGCUGCAGCAGGAGUUCAAGUGCUGCGGCAGCAACAGCUCGUCGGACUGGGCCGAGAGCGUCUGGAUCCGCUCCAGGGACGCCGAGGGCCGCAUGGUGCCCGACAGCUGCUGCAAGACGCGCACCCACCUGUGCGGCCGCAGGGACCACCCGUCCAACAUCUACAAGGUGGAGGGAGGCUGCAUCACCAAGCUGGAGAAAUUCAUCCUGGACCAUCUGAAGAUCAUCGGCGCCGUCGGGGUCGGGAUCGCAUGUGUGCAGGUCAUAGGGAUGGUUUUCACAUGCUGCCUGUAUCGAAGUCUAAAGGCGGAGCCGUACUGAGAGGAGGAGCAGCAGAAGAACCGCGUGUGUGUGUGAG
Pungitius pungitius (ninespine stickleback) is the source of this 971-nucleotide messenger RNA. RefSeq names its product CD151 antigen, like (gene cd151l). The coding region runs from base 173 to 934 and encodes 253 amino acids. Gene Ontology annotation, cellular component: plasma membrane. The record is from RefSeq and is a predicted model, not a curated record. The transcript has 8 exons. Lineage: Eukaryota; Metazoa; Chordata; Actinopteri; Perciformes; Gasterosteidae. Gene Ontology annotation, biological process: cell migration.